Molecule: messenger RNA, 450 nt
Organism: Clavispora lusitaniae ATCC 42720
Lineage: Eukaryota; Fungi; Ascomycota; Pichiomycetes; Serinales; Metschnikowiaceae
Source: RefSeq, a predicted model, not a curated record
AUGCAAAUAUCCUUGAGAAUUGUUCCCGAAAACAAACAGCUUUCUGCUGUGAGCACAACUACCUUUGGUGAAAUUUCACAAAAUGCGCCCGGCUUGCAAGACACUUUGAGAGAGCAAAAAGGUCCAUUAAGCAUAGCUCUGAAAUUGAAUGACCGCCACCCUCUUGAAUCCCGUAUUGCAAACUGGGAAGAAACACAGCUCCAAACGAGAUUGGAAAUGUACAGACGUGUAUACGGGGCCAGUGAACCAAUUAGAAGGACGAUGGAUUUGAAGAUCAUUGAGGCAACUGACUUUAAGCCCCAGGUUCUCGGCGGGUCCGAUAGUAUGCACAAAGAUAUUCUUUUAAAUAAAGAGGCAAGUGUGGAUUGGGAAGAUGUUUACAAGGGUGGUUUCGAGUAUGGCGAAGCUAGAGACUUCCAUUCCGAAAUGGAAGCGAAGCUUGGUAUCUAA